Messenger RNA from Cynocephalus volans (Philippine flying lemur), 1509 nucleotides. RefSeq names its product archaelysin family metallopeptidase 1 (gene AMZ1). The transcript has 6 exons. Gene Ontology annotation, molecular function: metallopeptidase activity. Bases 1 to 1509 code for a protein of 502 amino acids. Gene Ontology annotation, biological process: proteolysis. NCBI's taxonomy places the organism in Eukaryota, Metazoa, Chordata, Mammalia, Dermoptera, Cynocephalidae. The record is from RefSeq and is a predicted model, not a curated record.
AUGCUGCAGUGUAGACGGGCCGAAGAGUUCAGCUUUGGCCCCCGGGCCCUGAAGGAUGCCCUGGUCUCCACCAAUGCGGCUCUGCAGCAGCUCUACAUCUCUGCCUUCUCCCCUGCUGAGAGGCUCUUCCUGUCUGAGGCCUACAACCCCCAGAGGACCCUCUUCUGCACGCUGCUCAUCCACACUGCCUUUGACUGGCUCCUGAGCUACCCCGAGGCACCCGAGGACUUUGAGACCUUCCACGCCUCCCUGCAGCACAGGAAGCAAAGCCUGGCUCGGAAGCACAUUUACCUACAGCCAAUAGAUCUGAGUGAGGGGCCGGUGGGAUGCUCCCUGCUGGACUACCUGCGCAGAUGCGUGGAGGCCUUCUUCCUGGGCCUGCGGGUCAAGUGCCUGCCCUCAGUGGCGGCCACGUCCAUCCACUGCUCCUCGCGCCCUGGUCUGGACUCUGACAGGCUCCAGCUCCACACGGAUGGCAUCCUGUCCUUCUUGAAGAACAACAAGCCGGGAGACGCAUUGUGUGUGCUGGGCCUCACGCUGUCCGACCUGUACCCCCAUGAGACCUGGAGCUUCACCUUCGGCAAGUUCCUUCCAGGGCAUGAAGUGGGCAUCUGCAGCUUUGCCCGGUUCUCGGGGGAAUUCCCACAGUCGGGGCCCAGUGCCCCCGAUCCAGCCCUGGUAGAGGAUGCAGCAGAUGGCCCCAAGACCUUCCUGCAGGACAGAGGCCGGACCCUGUGCUUCAGUACUCUGGGGAUGGUCCAGUGCUGCAAGGUCACAUGCCAUGAGCUCUGCCACCUCCUCGGCCUAGGCAACUGCCGCUGGCUCCGCUGCCUCAUGCAGGGCACACUCAGCCUGGAUGAGGCCCUGCGGCGGCCGCUGGAUCUCUGUCCCAUCUGCCUGCGCAAGCUGCAGUACAUCCUGCGCUUCAAGCUCAUCGAGAGGUACAAGCGACUCUACAGCUGGACUCGGGCAGUGACGGGGACAUGGUCUGGCCAGGACGCAAGGGAGCCAUCUGUGUCGGAGGACACCCUGCCCUUCAGCGCCGACUCGGGCAUGUGCUGUGAGAGUGAUUCGGAGCCUGUCACCAGCCUGUCGGAGCCCCUCACCCCUGAUGCGUGCAGUCAUGCUUUCCCCUCAGGGCUGGAGCUGGAGCCUGAGGACGGGCUGAGCUCCCUGGUGGCCUCGGAGGCUCUGCCACAGCUCGGGGGCCCUGUGGAGGCCAUCAGGGAGCAUGAACGGUGGCUGGCCACGUGCAUCCAGGCGCUGGAGAGAGAAGUGGCUGAGGAAGAGGUGGUGCAGGUGGACAGAGCUGUGGAUGCCCUGGACCGGUGGGAGAUGUUCACGGGGCGGCUCCCGGCCACCAGGCAGGACCUGCCCUGCAGCAGAGACAGUGCUGGGCUGCGCAAGGUCCUGGGGGAUAAGUUCUCCUCUCUAAGAAAGAAGCUGAGCACGCGCAAACUCUCCAAAGCGGAGUCUUCUCCCUAUCACUGGAAGGAAGAGGAGAAUUAG